This is a messenger RNA of Rhododendron vialii, 1082 nucleotides long. Its product is annotated as polyubiquitin 11-like. Gene Ontology annotation, cellular component: nucleus; cytoplasm. The coding region runs from base 124 to 801 and encodes 225 amino acids. The record is from RefSeq and is a predicted model, not a curated record. Gene Ontology annotation, molecular function: ubiquitin protein ligase binding; protein tag activity. Gene Ontology annotation, biological process: modification-dependent protein catabolic process; protein ubiquitination. NCBI's taxonomy places the organism in Eukaryota, Viridiplantae, Streptophyta, Magnoliopsida, Ericales, Ericaceae. The transcript is spliced from 3 exons.
UGAAUUGAACGGUUUUUCCCUAGGUAGAUCUGUUCAUGGAUCAAACGAUUUUGCUAUAUCUAGAUCUGCAAUCUGUCUGGUCGGAAAAAAUCUUCAGAUCUGCUGAUUUCAGGAUUUUUUUUGAUGUAUUUGUUACGAAUUUCAAUUCAAAUGCAGAUCUUCGUGAAAACCCUAACCGGCAAGACCAUCACCCUCGAGGUGGAAAGCUCGGACACCAUCGACAAUGUUAAGGCCAAGAUCCAGGACAAGGAGGGUAUCCCCUCGGACCAGCAGAGGCUCAUCUUCGCCGGCAAGCAGCUCAAGGACGGCCGAACCCUAGCUGACUACAACAUCCAAAAGGAAUCAACCCUUCACUUGGUGUUGCGUCUCCGUGGUGGGAUGCAGAUCUUUGUGAAAACCCUUACCGGGAAGACCAUCACUUUGCAGGUGGAGAGCUCUGACUCCAUCGAUGACGUCAAGGUGAAAAUUCAAGACAAGGAAGGGAUCCCCCCGGAUCAGCAGAGGCUCAUCUUUGCCAGUCAACAGCUCGACGACGGCUGCUCCCUCGCGGACUACAACAUCCAGAAGGGGUCUAUCCUUCGCGUUGGGAAGCAGAUUUUUGGCAAGACCUUGACUGGGCAGACGAGUUCUGAUACGAGUGAUAAUGACGAGGACAAGAUCCAGGAUAAGGAGGGGAUUCCGGAUCAGCAGAGGUUGAUGUUCUUUGGGAGGGAGCUGAAGGACAAGGAGACUCUGGCUGAUUUCGACAUUCAGGAGGAGUCCACCCUGCACCUUGUCCUCCAUCUCUGUGGUGGGUUCUGAGGGGUUGUCUGGUGGUUCUGUGGUCGCCGUUGGUUAAUGAGUUGUGUUCAUAGUCGCUGUGUCUUGUGAGGUGGUUGGUCUGUGGGUUCGAGGAGUCGUUUAUGGUUUGUGAUCGUAUAGACAAUCCGUUUUCUUUGGUUAUGUGUUGGGUACUAUGGUGAUGAAUGAUCUUAGAGGCCAAUGGCCAUGAGUAGGGCAGCAAAUGAAUAGAGCCGGCUUGAGGACGGCUCAUUCAAACUUGGCUCGGUGUGUAAAUAAACAAGCUCAAGCUGCAUUUUCUA